This is a messenger RNA of Zootermopsis nevadensis, 2388 nucleotides long. RefSeq lists its product as uncharacterized. Gene Ontology annotation, cellular component: Las1 complex; preribosome, large subunit precursor. Gene Ontology annotation, molecular function: endonuclease activity. The record is from RefSeq and is a predicted model, not a curated record. Lineage: Eukaryota; Metazoa; Arthropoda; Insecta; Blattodea; Termopsidae. Gene Ontology annotation, biological process: maturation of 5.8S rRNA; maturation of LSU-rRNA.
GAAAUUGGAGAUUUAAUUGAUAUAAUUAAUGUGUAUUUCCGCCCCCUUUCGGUAAUGGUGGAUGUGAAGUUUGGUACGAUCAAAGAAUAUAUAAAUGUUCAAAGAGUGUGAUUUGUCUUUUACUUGAUUUCGGUUUACUUGUAUCGCCUGUGAAAGGGUGCACGGUAAAAUUGCGGGUUUAGAAUCGGAAUGCAGGGCUGACGUGUAUUUUAUUUAUGGUGUAGUUCAAUAUUUUUGAUACUUUCGAAGAAUGGAACUUCAUAGAGAUACAACAUUAAAUACAAGAUUUGUACCUUGGUUUAAUAUGUCUGAAUGGGACGAAGCUUACAAGCAGAUUUAUUCAGAUGACACAGUGGCACAAGUGAAAGGUUUUGAACGUUUACUUGUUUGGAAAGCAAGGUGUCCGCAGGGCAUCCCAACUGGAGCACAGUGCACAUUAGACCUAAUCCAGAUAUGCCUGAAAGACAGGGAAGUGUGGCCUCAGAUUGCAAAUGGCUUGAUGCCUCCCUACCAUGAACAUGAGUUGCAACUAAUGUAUGCCAUGGCUGUUCUGAGAUACCUGAACCAUCUUGCAACACUGGCAAAAAAUAAGAUUCAGAGUCUGUAUAAUAUGGCAGCUAGGCUACACAUACCUGACUGGAUCGUUAAUAUACGUCAUGACACUUCACACAACCACAAUCUGCCAUCACUUACCAUCUUGAGAGAAGCAGCUCAUUUUUGUCUAGAUUGGAUACAUGAACAUUAUUGGAAGAACGAGGCAGAGAUGACAACAGACUGGAUUGCGGGUGAUGAGUCAAACGUCUACAUUGAAGUGGUCCAUAAAUUGAAAGAGAUUGUUGAAACAUGGCAGGCAAUCAUGUUGUAUUCAUCAGCUGGUCUUACAACUUUUGCUGAAAUACCAGAUUUAAAAUUGCAGAAACAUCUCCGUGAUGAGAAAGAGAAAUACGGUGUAAGGAAUAUGGAUAAAAUGAUAAGGAAAUUGAGACAUCGAGGACAUACAUUACAAAACACUGAGAUGUCUGAAGCACAGAUUCUCAUAAUCAAUCAACUGAAAGCCUGCAUGGAAACAAGUGGCAUGUUUGGAGACAGACAUGAGAUCCUGGUUAAUGUCUUGCUGGAAGGAGAUGGCUUUUUAGCAUCACCAGACUUUUUAUCGGUAUUCAACUGUGAUGGUAAUGCUUUGGGACUGACAAAUGAUAGCCUUCCAGUUAAUUUCCGAAGUUUAUGGAAAGCCAUGUUAAACUUCCUAUAUCAGAGCAAAGUAAUUCCUUUACUCAUGGAAAAGCUAAUUGACAUAUCUAAUUCUGGGAACGAGAGUCGUCAUCGUCGUAAAAUGGCUGCUAUAUGGCUUAAAGAAUUGGCCCAGGGUCUCAGUAAAGUUAAGAAAACUGUAGAAUUGGUUCAGAACUGGGAUCAGAAAGGGUUUGGUAGCAGAGAAUCACGAAAAGUGUACAAAACUCAGAAAUCAAAAUCAAAAAGAAAGCUGAAAAUGAAACUUACUACUUCACACAUUCACAAAGAAAUGGUAAAGAAAGUUGAGAAAUGUAAUCCACAUCUGAAGAAGGUAAUGCCAUUAAAAAUCCAGAAGUUGCCAAACAAAUUGACUAAAUUACAACUUAUACAGGAAACCAUUGUGAAACCCAGCACAUGGACAAAGAUCUUCCUUCCAAGUGUGAUGGAACUUUUGGACCCUCCACUACCUAAAGAUACUAAAGAGAAGCUAAUAACUUUGGUUGACAUUUAUACCCAAGAACAGCAUUUGUCAAAUGAAGAAAGCAUUUUAAUGGAUUCACAAGUCUACACAGUCAGUAACAUCAAGGGGAAACAUGGGGUAAUUCAGAGUGAUUGUGUUGAAGAAAUGGAUGUGAUAGACAACGUAAUGAAAAGCCAAGCAACCUGUUCAUCUCCCGCAAUACAGUCCCACUGGACUCGUUAUGAAGAUCUCGAGGCUUGGAGUAAAUGUCCUCUCGGAAAACUACCAUGGCAAACUGAAGGGUCUGCAUUGCAGUUUCAACUUCCCUGUGACUGUAUCUGGCAACCAUGCAAACAGCUAGAUAACUAUAGAAUUGCAGAAAAGAAUCUACCUGGGUUCUUCCAUAAGAAUAUCAACUGGGAUGAAGUGCUCUCAAAACGACCAAGAAGAAACAAACAGAUGCAUCGAGAAUAUCGAUAUACAGAUGUAGUUGAAAAGGCUUUCUCUAUGGUAUCAAAUGUAAACUAGCAAGGUAUCUUGCUACAGUUGAUCAUAAUAGAUGGUUGCAAGUCUGAAAAUAAUAUCCAAGACAGCAGAUUGGUAUUCUUGAGUUUCUUGGUUUGUUUCCUUAUAUUAUAAUUUAGCAUGUAUGAAUAUACAAGGAGCAGUCAGAAAAUAAAUUUAUAAGACAUAUA